Polypterus senegalus (gray bichir) is the source of this 2341-nucleotide messenger RNA. RefSeq lists its product as uncharacterized. Gene Ontology annotation, cellular component: cytoplasm; intermediate filament; postsynaptic intermediate filament cytoskeleton. Lineage: Eukaryota; Metazoa; Chordata; Cladistia; Polypteriformes; Polypteridae. Gene Ontology annotation, molecular function: structural constituent of postsynaptic intermediate filament cytoskeleton. The record is from RefSeq and is a predicted model, not a curated record. The coding region runs from base 102 to 1283 and encodes 393 amino acids. The transcript is spliced from 3 exons. Gene Ontology annotation, biological process: neurofilament bundle assembly.
UUUUUGAGCUGGUGCAGUGUAAGACAGUGACUGGAGCGGUGGGGUGUGCAGAAAAAGGGGGACUGCUUUUUAAAAAAAAGGGAAAAAAAAAAGCAAACAGAAUGAGCUAUGAUCCAUAUAGCACCCGCAGGCCCUGGGAGGACUACCGGGCCAUCCGGACAUCCAAACCGACAUCAGUGUAUUCAGUCCAUCGAUCUGUACCCUCUGUUAAGAGGACAAUUAGGACCACUUCCCUGUCUUCCCUCCCGGAUUAUGCUGAGAAGGUAGAUUUAUCCCAGGUGAGCACACUCAACACAGAGCUGCUUAACCUUAGGGCUAAAGAGAAGGAGCAACUUGUGGACCUCAAUGACCGCUUUGCCACCUACAUUGAGAAAGUUCAUCACUUGGAACAGCAAAACAAAGUCCUUCUUGUUGAACUGGAAGCCCUUCGUCAGCGACAGAAUGACCCAUCCAGGCUUCACCUCAUCUAUGAACAGGAAAUCCGAAACCUCAGAGCUCUGCUUGAUUCUGAGACAAAUGAAAAGAUGCGAAUGGAAGCUGAGAGGGAUCACUUGCGAGACGUUUUUACCCAAAUGAAAGACAAGUAUGAGGAAGAGGUCCGCCUCCGAAUGGAUGCUGAAGAAACCUUGCAGAAGAUCCGUGAAGAAGCAGACAAAGCUGUGCUAGCCAACAGUGACAUUGACGGCAGCAUCAACUCUCUGGUGGAAGAGAUCGCAUUCCUCAAGAAGGUCUACAAUGAGGAAAGCAAUGAGUUGUCAGCACAAAUUCAAGCUGCCAAUAUUACUGUUGACAUGGAAGUGGCCAAGCCUGACCUCUCCUUGGCUCUAAAGGAAAUCCGCUGCCAGUAUGAGAAACUGGCCAACAAAAACAUGCAAGCAGCUGAAGACUGGUACCGGACCAAGUUUGCUACAGUAGCUGAAAUAGCCAGUAAGAACAAUGAAGCCGUCCGGUCCAUUAGAGAGGAAACAUCGGAGUACAGACGGCUAUUGCAGUCCCGGUCUUCAGAAAUUGAAGCCCUCAGAAAUGUUAUAGACUCCCUGAACAAGCAGCUGGAGAGUCUAGAGGAUAAGCAGUCCAGAGAAGUAGCAAAAUAUCAGGAAAGAAUUAACGAGUUAGAGAAAGAUAUUAAUGAUGCGAAACAGGAGAUGGCCCGUUACCUGCGAGAGUAUCAGGACCUACUGAAUGUGAAGAUGGCACUGGACAUCGAAAUAGCUGCAUAUAGGAAACUUCUGGAAGGCGAAGAGAUCAGGCUGAGUUUUUCUUCAUUGCCAGCUCUCACUUAAGCAGUAACCAACACAAAAGUCAGUUGCGCCCUUGUUAAACUACUCAACAAGAGGUCCUUUACAAAGUCCCCCUUCUUCUCCACACAAACUCUGAAGGCUAAGAGGAAACUGGGAUGAGAUAGAUUUUCAGUACCUCCAUUAAGGGAUAGGAAUUUCAUUUAACUUGGGGCACAAUAUUCUUUUGGUUUCAUUUGGCACUUGAACCUCAUGAUUAAAGAAAAAAUCGGAGCAGAAUUUGAGAUGAAUGUAAUUAUUUGGAAAAAAUAUUUAUUUAAUGAGGCUGAUAUUGUCCAGAGUCCUAACUAGCAGAGCUAUUUACAACAUCAUAUAGUUUAAAUAUAUUAAAAGAGCCAUGGGUUAUCUAUGAUAAAUUGUUAAACAGUUAUAUGCUUUCUCCUGAAUGUUCAUUGUGUCAACAGGACAUUGUUCUUCAUUUGCCUGUCCUGUUCUCUCCAUUAGCAUAGAAGUAGUUAAAACAUAAAGAAAAUUUACAAAAAAAAAAAAUUAGGAGUACCAGUGGCACAAUCAUAUCUCUUGACAUUCUGUUCUGCUUAAAUGCCUUGCUAAAUAACUGCAUUGUGAUGUAAAAACCAAUGAUUUGGACUAGAAUUAGCAAAAAAACAAUUUCAAAUACAAUCAAUUCAAUAUUAAGAAACUCAAAACCGUUUAAUUAAAGAAUGAGUCCACAUAUGAUAUAAAAUUAUCCAAAUGACUGUACUGUAUGCAACAAAAAGAAAUGCUAAUGUUUCUGUUAUCCUGCCCACCUGUCCAUUGGGAGCUUUGCAUUUGAUUUCACGGUUAUAAUGCUCAUGAUGUAGAAUUCAUAAUAAUGAAGUCGCACAAAAACAAAAAGGCGACUUCUGUGGUAUAAUUUCAGUGGAACACAAGUAUAAGAUGGUGCUUUCUUUUGUGCUGAUUGUUGAUCUGGAUGGUGCUUCACAUCUGUAAGAAUAUGUAAUGAUACAAAAAUAAUAAUAAUAAUAAAAUGCACCCAAUAUGUCUGAUUAUAUGUAUAAUAUGGCCAUGGCCUACUAAAUAAAAUUAAGAAUAGCAUUGAU